AUGUUCGAAUGGUUGAAGGAAGAAAAAGUCAAAGUUGAAGAAGAGUUAAAAAUGAAGAGCGGUCUAUUCAUUCAAUUGGAAGAAAAUUAUGAAAUGCUUAGAAAUAGGCUUCAUGUGAAGGAAAACGAGAAACAUGCUUUUUGUGGUGAGAUAUCGAUACUGGAAAGAAAGUUAGAUUCUGAGAUUACACUCUCAAAAGUUGUUAAAAACCGUCUGGAGUUUUGUAAACAAGCUCUUGCUCAUGAAGAGAACCAAAGAAGGUGCUUACAGAGUCAGCUUUUAGAAUCAGAAUCAUGCAAUGAAGAUAUAAAGUCAAAACUUGAAAGAUUGACAAUUGAGAAAGAUGUUUGUAAGGAGAUGGAAUGCAAGAUUCUCCAAAUCGAGGAAGAAAAUAAAGAAUUGGUUCUUGCUGUCAAGAAACUUAAAGAAUCCCAAAUCCAAGAAGCUGUUAAUUCUUCUUUAAUCAUAGAGCUUCUUCAAAACAAGUUUAAUACUUUGGAUGAGAUUAACAAGGAUACAGCAAACGAAGAACUCGUUAAGAGUUCUUGUAGAGGAAAUGAGGUUGAAUUUGAGUUGCAAAGAUGGAAAUCGAUUGCUGAAAAGUUACAAGUCGAGAAAGAAUGGGUUACAAAUGAAAAAGAUCAAAUGAUUAACAAGCUGUUAACAGAAAAAGAAAAGUUGAUGAAUAUGAUCGAUGACAUGUUCCAAUGGAUAGACAAGUUAGCGAGAGAAGAGAGGCGGAUGAUGGGAGCUUUGAGGAGUUCAGCGCCGGAUUUUGAUGAGAACUAG
Messenger RNA from Helianthus annuus (common sunflower), 789 nucleotides. RefSeq lists its product as uncharacterized. Lineage: Eukaryota; Viridiplantae; Streptophyta; Magnoliopsida; Asterales; Asteraceae. Bases 1 to 789 code for a protein of 262 amino acids. The transcript has 2 exons. The record is from RefSeq and is a predicted model, not a curated record.